Anopheles coustani is the source of this 1003-nucleotide messenger RNA. It is a transcript of the gene snf, whose product is annotated as U1 small nuclear ribonucleoprotein A. Gene Ontology annotation, molecular function: U1 snRNA binding. NCBI's taxonomy places the organism in Eukaryota, Metazoa, Arthropoda, Insecta, Diptera, Culicidae. Gene Ontology annotation, cellular component: U1 snRNP. The transcript has a single exon. Gene Ontology annotation, biological process: mRNA splicing, via spliceosome. Bases 85 to 735 code for a protein of 216 amino acids. The record is from RefSeq and is a predicted model, not a curated record.
UUAGAAGGCGUCGGUAGCAAAGCCACGGAUUUACGGAAAAAUAAUCUGUAUUUGAAAGAAACCCACGCGCAGUGCAAGUGCAAAAUGGAUAUUCGUCCCAGUCAUACCAUCUACAUCAACAAUCUGAACGAAAAAAUCAAGAAGGAGGAGUUGAAAAAGUCUCUGUAUGCCAUCUUCUCGCAGUUCGGGCAGAUACUGGAUAUUGUGGCGUACAAAACACUGAAAAUGCGCGGCCAAGCGUUCAUCAUAUUUAAAGAGAUUGCUAGUGCAACGAACGCGAUGCGGACGAUGCAAGGCUUCCCGUUCUACGACAAACCGAUGCGCAUCAACUAUUCCAAAACCGAUAGCGACGUGAUCGCUAAACUAAAGGGCACAUUCCAGGAGCGCCCUAAACGGGUAAAGCAACCGAAACCGGUCCAGGCAGAGGAGAAGAAAUCGAAGAAGCAAAAGAGCGCCGGCGACGUUGGGGCUACGAACAACUCGGCCACGGCUGAGCAGCCACCAAACCAGAUCCUUUUCCUGACCAACCUUCCGGAAGAAACGAACGAAAUGAUGCUGUCGAUGUUGUUCAAUCAAUUCCCCGGUUUCAAGGAGGUGCGGCUGGUACCGAAUCGGCACGAUAUUGCCUUCGUCGAAUUUGCCACCGAGCUGCAAAGUGGUGCUGCCCGGGAAGCACUCCAAGGGUUCAAGAUUACCCCAACACACGCGAUGAAGAUAUCGUUUGCGAAAAAGUAGGCACGGUCUCAGCUCAAGCAGUAUCCGUUUCCAGGAUAUGUUCGAUUGUAAGGAAAGAUCAACGAACCAGUGGAUCAUCGGACGAAGAUGCAGCCACAGGUAAAUUUGUCGUGUACAAACUAAAUCGAGCUGAAACAAUAAACCAUGCGAUAAGCAUUGCACUUCCGCUAUCAUGGUAUUGUCGGUUUGGUGAUUGCUUAGUAAGUAAAAAAGCGACCUGUGUAAAGAUGUUUUAUUUCGUACCAACUGGUUAAUCUUGUGACUGUAG